AUGUGGCAAAAUAGGGAAUUUAGUGGCGACUUUCUCGAAGCUGAUGACCGCGACGUAGAGGAAGAUAACUACGAGUUUAUUGACGACAUUCUCGACGAACAAGCUGAUGACCGCGACGAAGAGGAAGGUGACGACUGCGAUUUUAGUGGCGACUUUCUCGAAGAACAAGCUGAUGACUGCGACGAAGAGGAAGAUGAUUGCGAAUUUAGUGGUGACUUUCCCGAUGAUAGCGACGACUCGACAACCGAUGACGUAGACGACGAUGACGUGAGGCAGUUCUUCGAGAAGUCGAUGCGCGUGCACUCGGCGCGAGCUCGCAUGGAGACAGAUGACCAGGUGGCUCAGCUCGAGGCGACGCGCGCGCUAUUAUCCUACGCGGCCUAA
This is a messenger RNA of Dermacentor albipictus, 384 nucleotides long. The record is from RefSeq and is a predicted model, not a curated record. Lineage: Eukaryota; Metazoa; Arthropoda; Arachnida; Ixodida; Ixodidae.